CACGCUCCACGCACGCUCCACGCACGCCUCUGAGCAUUACGCGCACUGCCUGCCGGGGACCUGCACAGGUAGCCAGACAGUCAGGCAGCUGCGCGCCACCAGCUGGAGUCUCAUUCAGCCGCUCUGCCCAUGGAGGUCUGCUCUUCCUCUGCCUGCUGACAGAGUCUCGACCAGACAACCGAGGGAUUUUUGCCAGAGAGAAACACACCUCAGCUUUGCACAUCCACCGAAAUAAAGAUGUUCCCUUGGUCGGCUGUGUUCUCCCUUGAGCCCAAAGUGCCGGGUCAGCGCUCCACCGAGGAGCUGGUGACCAACACUCUGAUGCUGGAGCUGGGGGCCAUGGUGAAGCGCACCGAGCGCAUCCGUUUGGAGAGGGCCACCGAGGGCCGGCGCCGGCGCCGCAGCUCCUCCUCCACGGCAGACUACAGCUGGCUGGCGCACAACCCGACCCCCCAUCCCUACGAGCUCACCCCCAACGACCUGCUGGAGCUGCAGGACCUCUGUGCCAAGAUCCCGCCUGCGCAGUGCGGCCCCGUUAUCGUCAGGUUCAGGAGGCUGGUGUCGCAGAUGGAGCCCGAGGUGCACGAGGUCCCCCGGCUGUUUCGCACGGUGCUACGCGACUGCGUGGACGAGGUCAACGGCGACGAAGAGGCCCAAGGCCCGAGCACGAUGUACGAGAAGCACCGGCGCAGCAAGAGCCUCUCCUUCGUGACGUUCCGCACCAAGUUUCGCACCAGCCAGAUGUUCAAGGGGAGCGGCUUGAGGGGCUCCAGGGGGGACCUGCAGCAGCAAGUGGAUUGGUCCGACGAGGAGGAGGACGGCGAAGGCGAGGAGGAGGCCAUCAGGCUCAGAGCGAGGAAGGGGAGGAGCAAGAGCAUGCCGGAGAUCACCCCGCUGGAGCAGAGCGCCCAGGGGUGAGAAGAGGGGGCCUGGGGUGAUGGAGAGGAGGAAGACUUGUGGUGGCGAAGAGGAGACGUCACUUAGAGGAAGUGGGGAAGGAGAAGUGAGAGGGACUCAGAAGGGAUGGGAGACAAAUAGAGAGGAAAGAAAACAGGUAAAGGUUUCCAUCAAGGCAAUGAGACAAAAAAAAAAACCACUCAAAUUCCUCAAUAUGUGGUUUUUAGACAGAAAAGAUGGUGGUGGUGGUGAUGAAAGGAGGAGCUUUUGAAGAUUUUAUCACUUUCAGUUUAACCGUUUCAUUCCAGUGAACUUUAGGCAUCUCAGAAGCAUUACUGUUCUGGUUUUAGGAAGUCGUUAUGUUGCACCGACGGUUAAGCGCCAACCAGUCAUUAACCACGCAGCAGAUCUUUGAGGCAGAGUGACCCAAGGCUACGCUCCCGCAGUCUCGUUUAAACUGUGAUAUUUAUCAGAUUUUUUUUAUUAUUAUUGCAAAGUUACUCUUUAAAAAUUAUAUAUCAACCAUUGCAGACUUUGUUUUAGGCAAUUUAAAGACUAAACGAUGUCACAAUUUUGCACACGGACCAAUGAAGCCAUUGUGACGGAUCAACAGGGCUAUAACACAUCAUCUCUAGCAGGCGUUGUUAUCCUAGCCUCAUUAAUUGUGCAAUUAUCCCAGUAAGACAACAUAAUCGGUUGACAACUGUAAAAUCUGCUGGUGUGACCUUUGCGCAGCUUGGAUGCAAGUUCAACGACGUGCUGCAGAAAUAUUUAAAGAUAUCUCAUGAACUGUCCCCUUAAAGCACGUUAUGCAACAGGGAGGGUGGCUGUCCUCCUGAGCUGCAGGAGGACAUUCGGCUCAGGCUGCUUUUCUGCUAACUCAGCACAUGCCAUCAGUUAGCCAUGCUCUGCCAUCAACAAAACCGCUGCAAGUGGAAAUCAACCAGAAUCUUGCUGGAUGUUUCUUUUUUUUUUAUCAUUAUUAUUGUGAAUGCACACGCAUGUAUUUGGAGAAAUAAACAUGAAAUGUUCUGAUAUUUUCUGUGAUUAAAACAGUGUUUUCUGUA
Fundulus heteroclitus (mummichog) is the source of this 1964-nucleotide messenger RNA. Its product is annotated as RD3 domain-containing protein. The transcript is spliced from 3 exons. NCBI's taxonomy places the organism in Eukaryota, Metazoa, Chordata, Actinopteri, Cyprinodontiformes, Fundulidae. Bases 238 to 918 code for a protein of 226 amino acids. The record is from RefSeq and is a predicted model, not a curated record.